This is a messenger RNA of Poecilia latipinna (sailfin molly), 1705 nucleotides long. RefSeq names its product chromosome unknown C1orf210 homolog (gene cunh1orf210). The coding region runs from base 642 to 1085 and encodes 147 amino acids. The transcript is spliced from 4 exons. The record is from RefSeq and is a predicted model, not a curated record. NCBI's taxonomy places the organism in Eukaryota, Metazoa, Chordata, Actinopteri, Cyprinodontiformes, Poeciliidae.
CUUGGUAACCAAAGUUACUCAUUAACAUGUUAUUCCUGGAAUGAGCUGCAGAGCACAACAAAGAUCAACCUUUGCACAGCACUUCUCUAUGUCACAGGCAAAAGCAGAAGAAAAUGUUAAAGCUCACUUGAAGUAUGUGGGAAGUCGAAGAGAGCAGGUGUAAUCUGAUACCGCUGGGACUCUGAUGACCAGGUCACCAGGACCUGGUUUGACUGCUUCAGAAGGAGUCUGAUUUAUAUUCCAGCUUGUCUCCACCUAUCUGUCAACACCAGCAGGUCACUUGUCCCUCAAUCUUGCCACCUAGUGGAGUUCCAAAGGUUCAGCUCGGAUCCGGCAAAGAUAAACCAGCCAACUACUCCCCUCAUCUGGGGAGUUGCAUUCCCUGCAACAUCUUCCAAUCAUCAUAUUCAACCUUUUACCUACUGGGAAGAAUGUAACACAAAACGGCUGAAAAAGAAAAUAAUGAAAAGCAUGAUUUUGAGUUUUCUACGAGUGUUGCAGAACACAAAGUGACCUAUCCGGGAGAUAUUCUCACAACGAGACGUUUCAUGCAAGAGUUGGUUGACUCAAAGCAAGUGAAAGGCCUAAUUCACCAGGAAAUAAAUAAAUAAAAAAGACUCUGACAGAGAAAUCAUCAGGAAAUGGCAUCAUCAGUAAAUCAAACAUCCAUACCACCACUAACAACUAAUGACACCACAAUAACCCGCAUACCAAAACCUCCCAGUCACAACUGGGAGUUUUUGGUUGGUGUUCUGGCCACAGCCAUCUCCGUCUCCCUUCUCCUCGCCCUUCUCGCCAAAUGUCAGGUGGUCCGACGUUACCUGGCCAGCUACAGGCACACGCGCCUGAGGGAGCCUGAUACCGUUAGCCAUUCUGACUCUUCAGGCAUGGAUGUAGAGUUUGAUAUGCACAGGGGACGAGUGGACCCUCACUGCCUCCCCCCUGUGAGGGAGGAGGAUGACGACGGCUUUAUUGAAGACAACUACAUCCCGGCCAGUGAGAGAGCCCGGGCUGAGAGAGCAGCCAAGGACAUGGAGGAAGACACAGAUGAAGAGAUGGAUGUGAUUGAAUUCAGCAUCACUUAGAGUCUCUGGAUGCAUGUGGAUGGUUGGUUGAACCAGAAACCUCCCAGACACCAUCUCUACUCCAUUGUUUGUCUUUCCAGUUGGUGUGAAUGUUUUUCAAAUUAAUUAUUACACAUGCCUUCUAGUUUGGAAGGUCUGAAUGUGAGCUAUGAAGGACCAUUAAAUUCACAUUGCUGACAGUUUCAAAAUAUUUUAAAGAGCGUGCAAUCAUGUAAAAGUCAAAAUCAGCAAGAGAGAAGCACUGGCUAUCUUGAAACAUUGCAAGAAGCAAAUAUUUAAUCCCCUGAAAUAUUUGGUUGCAUUUCGGGUGGCAAACUAGAGGAACUUAACAAGGGUUUAAAAAAAUAGAUCACAGUACACUAAAAAUGCAUUUCAUGUCACUCAUCUGUCUCUGAAAUCCCACAGCUUCUUAAAUGUUAUCCGGCUGCAUGAACAUUAUUUUCUAUUACACUUUUCCUUCUGCUUAAAUUUCCAAUGUGGCACUUUGCUUGAAAAUUGUCAGGUCAACAGACACUUCAUAAUGUGGCCAUAACCAUGAACAUUGUCUUCUGCUAUUUUUGUCUGUGUUGUUUUUUUUAUUUUUGAAUAGCUGAAAUACAUGUUAAGGCUUCUAUUUUUUA